Molecule: messenger RNA, 499 nt
Organism: Notodromas monacha
Lineage: Eukaryota; Metazoa; Arthropoda; Ostracoda; Podocopida; Cyprididae
Source: the annotation of a GenBank genome assembly
AGACGGUAGGAUGCAGAAUGUGCUGAAGUUGAUAGAAAUCCCGACUGUGCCGAAGAGCACGUGUGAAGAAAAGCUCCGCGAUACGCGAUUGGGACCAAGAUUCAAACUACAUCCUAGCUUCAUUUGUGCUGGUGGUAAUGGAAUUGAUGCCUGCAAAGGAGACGGAGGUAGUCCACUAGUGUGCCCAUCGCUCCACACCGGAAGCGACGUUCAGUCCAUCCGGUAUGUGUUGACUGGGCUCGUAGCUUGGGGCAUUGGUUGUGCUGGGAUCCCCCCAGGCGUUUACGUGAACGUGCCGUACUUCAUGCCUUGGCUUGAGCCUUUCUUGAAGGAAUACGACCCCGGAUACGAUUAUUUCGGUCAUUCAUGAGAAUAAUUGACUUGUUUACACAGUGCACUGCGUAUUCUCACAUUUUGGACUGAUUAAAACGCCAAGAAAAUGAAUCGAUCUCGUAGGUGAGCGUUUUCAUAAUUUUAUUUCCUCUCAAACUAUCGCUGC